Molecule: messenger RNA, 465 nt
Organism: Saccharomyces eubayanus
Lineage: Eukaryota; Fungi; Ascomycota; Saccharomycetes; Saccharomycetales; Saccharomycetaceae
Exons: 1
Coding region: 1-465 (154 amino acids)
Source: RefSeq, a predicted model, not a curated record
AUGUGGAAUAUGCAAUUUCUAAAAAAGUUUCUGCCCGCCUUUAGACAAAUUGCUCUGCCACUAGUGAACUUCACUUUAAAGAAGGAAACAGGAGGAAAUAAGCAAGCAUUGAGUUUCGCGCCACUAUCAAUCUCAUUCAUCAUAGGAAACGGUUACAGAUUAGCAAAAUAUCCCGGUAUGAAAGGAUCGGCCGCCGUACUAGAAGAGUUACAAGAUAAAAAGGUGCUGGAUGUGGCUAGGAUCCACAAACAGAUCAUCUCCCCAGAGAACUGGAACUUUUAUCUGUCACGCAGGUACUUCAACAUUCUGCUGUUCACUACACGGUCGUCAUUUCAUUCUCGGAAUAGACUUCCGUUGCUUUCGCCUCAGAGUAGGAACGAACCGUCUCGACGAAUUUUUCCGCCUGGAUUGCCGAUCUCAGUUAAUGUCUUCAAGCCAUCAACCCGUACGGUUCAGAGAUCUUAG